GUGAUGUGGAGUCCUCAAGCUUUGUGUUUCACUUCAUGGAUCACAGGCACUGGAAUUCUGUGUUUAACAUUCUGCCAGUUAGCAGACUCUGAACCUGCCUGUGAGCUUGGCGAGAGGUGUGUCGGGCAGGGUGAUGAAAACUUGAGCAUCUGGUAUGUGUGGUUCCUGCUGCUGUUUUUCCUGGCCUUGCUCCUGUCCUGUGGGAUCCUCUUCUGCCUCCAGUGUUGGCUGAAGCAGCGGAGCUGCCUUCCCCACCAGCGUACCCUGGCCGUGUUUGCACUGGGCAGCUCUGAUGCCUUUCACGUGAGUGAAGCACCUCAGUGUCCAUUCUCUGGAUCUCCAAGCUCUUGUGUGAAUGGAGAGAUGUCGUCGUCUUGUGCUCUGUUUUUCCACCUUGGGGAAGCUGAGUUGCCUCCAUCCUAUGAGGAUAUUAUGAAGGGAAACAAACUCUAGACACAGCAUGCUGGCUGACUACAAUUCCACUUGCUUUGUCAGAGAUCUUCCAUUAUGCUACAGUAAUGUGAGAGCAAAAUCAGCCCUUUCCUCAAGAGGGCCAAGAGAAUGCCCAUACUCCAUCUUAAAUUAAAAUUGAACACAAAAUGUAACAGAAUAAAUGCUAAAUGUAGUGAAUCUGUGACAGGGACUCAAGUUGACAUCUUGAUAUGGCUCUGAAUUUCAAGAAGCUUCCUCAAAGAUCUGUCUUUACCCGGGGCUUCUGGUUCUUCCCCCAGAUUUACAUUUUUAAGAUCUCUUGAGCCAGUGCAACCCCAUGUGUUUUAGGACCAAGCACUGAUAAAUGACUUGACAGUUACUUCUCAGAUUUGGGCUGCAUCCUUUACUCGGCACAGUGCCAACAAAUUCCCUUUGGCAAAGCCGCAUUGUUCUUCCACGUUGUAGUGCAAUCAUGCCAUUUUGUGAUGAAGGAUUGUUUGCCUCAUUUAAGAUGUUUAGCACAACACC
Molecule: messenger RNA, 960 nt
Organism: Nothoprocta perdicaria
Lineage: Eukaryota; Metazoa; Chordata; Aves; Tinamiformes; Tinamidae
Gene: TMEM207
Product: transmembrane protein 207
Exons: 5
Coding region: 4-453 (149 amino acids)
Source: RefSeq, a predicted model, not a curated record